AUGAGAUAUUAUCUUCUCUUUUUGUCAUUAAUAUUCUCUUAUGUUAAAUCACAAAGUAACGAAGAAUGUAAUAGAAUAAAGAAUUGUUAUGAAUGUACAAUUAUUGGUUGUGAGUGGUGUAAUAAUCAAUGUUCAUUAACAUUUUCUGAUUGUUCCCCAUCAAUUAAUCAACCAUCAAAAUGUGUUGAUUGUUCAUUAAAAACAAAUUGUAUGACAUGUGCUAAUAGUGGAUGUUAUUGGUGCACACCUUCAAAUGAAUGUCAGGCAAUCCCAACGUGUGUUAAAAAUACAAUAACAUCUCCAGGAAAAUGUCCUUCUUCAAGUUCAUUUUCUUCACAAAACACAAAUAUUAUUUCAUUAACUAUCAUCUUUACUCUUGUUAUUGUUAUUAUAUUAGGAUAUUCCAUUUUUAUAUGUUUCAAAAUAAGACAUCCAACACGUCAACAAUUUAUUCCAGGAAUGUUAUCUCCAUAUCCCCCACCACCAGUUGAUAAUGAAGCAAUUGUUCAAUCAGAUCUUAAUAUUCAAUUAGUAAAACGUCAAAAUGAAGAAGAAUAA
Entamoeba histolytica HM-1:IMSS is the source of this 558-nucleotide messenger RNA. RefSeq lists its product as uncharacterized. The coding region runs from base 1 to 558 and encodes 185 amino acids. The record is from RefSeq and is a predicted model, not a curated record. The transcript has a single exon. Lineage: Eukaryota; Evosea; Mastigamoebida; Endamoebidae.